Messenger RNA from Penaeus vannamei (Pacific white shrimp), 1120 nucleotides. NCBI's taxonomy places the organism in Eukaryota, Metazoa, Arthropoda, Malacostraca, Decapoda, Penaeidae. The record is from RefSeq and is a predicted model, not a curated record.
CUGACCUUGUGCGCGAGAGAGUACGCGCGCGGCCUCCAGUCUCCUCGACCGUUCCUCUGAGUUGCUUCCGGAGUGCGUCUGGGAUUCUGGCGUAUCAGAGAAACGGGACAAAAUAAACGCCAGAGUGAUAACGUUUUCGUGAAAAUUAAAAAGGGAAGAGAAUGCAGGCAUCCGUCCCUUCUUGAGAUGGUUGACCUGCAAAAGAAAAAAACAGGCAUGAUCUUCCACCGCCUUCCGAAGUGAAGACUUUAGGAAGCCGUUUUUGUGAGUGAAAAAAGUGCCUUAAGAACAGUCGUUUGUGCCAGCAUUUAGCUGAUACUUAGGGAACGUAGCGGAAGCAGCGUCAUUUCUUCUAUUUCGGUGACGAAAUCAAAAGAAAGGAGCAUCUAGAUUUCUCGGGAUGAGCAAGCUGUGGCCCUGACAGGCGUGGAUGAAGAUCGGGGCCAAGUUGAAGGCUUUGUUGUUGGCUCACAGCAGCCUAGGGCACAGCAGCAAUCGGCACCGACACCGCACCACCCCCGUCAGCACCGUCAGCACCACUACCACUACAACGACUGUCACCUCCGUCUCGCACACCGCAAUGCCCCGUGAUCGUCCCCCGCAGGCCAGUAAGUCCAUGCUGGACUUGUCUGGCCGCAAGACGUCCGACGCCAGCGAGCCCCGCCUGCGGCCCGCCAUCUCCGUUCUGGACGUGAGCGGCAAGCCGGAGCUCCGUCGCCGCCCCCACUCGGAGGGCAGCUACGGCCCGAUGUCCUCUCGCCAGGACCGACCUGCGUCCCUGUCCUCGGCCAGCGUGGGGCUCAGGCAUUCCCGGCCGAAGCGAUACUCUAGCAUCUCAUGGGCGGAGGAAGUCCUGGAACACCCGGACGAGGCGAUGCAGGAGGAGGAGGAAGCCCACGUCUCGCUGCGGCACUCCAGCAGUUCCACGACGUCGCCGCCCGCCACGCCUGCGGCUACUUCGUCCUCGAGCGCGGGGAGGGCGGCUCCCGAGAUGUUCCUAAACGGCUUCAGUGUCGCUCAGAGUCAGUCCAUGAUGACGCUGCCGAGGCCCGUCACCACGAGCAACACCUCGGACGAUGAGCCACGGGGAUUUCGCAAAAAAUCCUCCAGUGCCUUGUGA